This is a messenger RNA of Arachis stenosperma, 557 nucleotides long. Its product is annotated as protein TIC 22-like, chloroplastic. The transcript is spliced from 4 exons. Gene Ontology annotation, cellular component: chloroplast. Gene Ontology annotation, biological process: protein transport. Lineage: Eukaryota; Viridiplantae; Streptophyta; Magnoliopsida; Fabales; Fabaceae. The coding region runs from base 37 to 327 and encodes 96 amino acids. The record is from RefSeq and is a predicted model, not a curated record.
UUUUCUAAAUUAAUAGAGGAUAAGAAAAAAUCGAGGAUGUCCCCGUGUAUGCGCUCAGCUACCCGUCGGAGGAGUUCUUGCUGGUUGUCGGAGCCUCUUCUGCUUCAAGCCCAAGCCCAGCUCCGCCAAGUUUCUACGGUCGACCCUCGCAUGCGUGGCGGCUCCAAAGUUGUUCCCGUUGUGCUCAACAAAGUUUUUCAGCUGAAGGUGAAUGGCAUGGCAUUUAGAUUGAUACCUGAGCAAUCUGAAGUAAAGAAUGCCCUGCAAGUGAGGGAGAAAUCUGGCUCUGCUGCCAAUAGCUUUCCUGUUGUUCCUGUUUUCCAGUGAGUUUUGCAAUGUGGUGUGCAAGAUCCAUAUAUAUUCCCAAGAAGAAGUGGAGAAGAUGACAAUUGGGAUAAUCAACGAUGAAAAUAAUAGCAGUUUGGAUGAUUCUGGAGCCUUCAAAGUCCUCCUCAGUGGGCCAACCAAAUUAUUAUUCUCCAACAGUUCUCAAAGUCUAAAGUUUCAGGGCUGUAAUUGAGAUCAAUCAUGUUAUGUUAUGUUAGCCUUGUUUCUAU